AUGUCGACGUUGGGAACGAGUUAUUACGUUGAGUCGCCUGCUCUUCCCGAGCAUGAAGAUAUGGCACCGAGGUACUCAUCAGAUGCAGGGGUGGAGCAGACGAUGCUCACAGAAUAUGGCGGCCACGAGUCUUUCCCUUUGCAGGCGAAAUCUUCUAUUUUUGGUGGAUCUUGGAAUCCCAUCCCGGCCCACCCUCCAGACACAGCCACACCGACCUAUAUACAUCACCAUUAUACCAGCGGGGACAGCGAUGGCAUGUUUACGCGCUCCUGGGCGUUGGAUCCGGUUUCAGCUUCCCUGUGUUUGACGGGAUUACCAUCGACAGCAAUGCAUUAUGAGAUAAAACCCGAACCUCUUAUUGGGAGUGCUGAAUGUACAACUUUGGAGACCCACACACCUCUUUUGUCUGACAUCGGAAACGAAGCGUCCCUUGCGGAAAUUCCCUGCGAAACCACAUCCACGUCUAAAACCACUGAAGAGAGCCCGUCAGUAGAGGACAAGAGGGAGAUAGAUGCAAAUAACCCAUCAUCCAACUGGCUUCAUGCGAAGCCCACCAGAAAAAAGCGUUGUCCAUACACAAAGCAUCAAAUCCUCGAACUGGAAAAGGAGUUUCUGUUUAACAUGUACCUCCCCCGGGACCGUAGAUACGAAAUAGCGAGAGUCCUGAGUUUGACCGAGAGACAGGUGAAAAUCUGGUUUCAGAACCGCAGGAUGAAGAUGAAGAAAGAAAACAAAGAUCGGCGGAGAGACAGUUAA
This is a messenger RNA of Micropterus dolomieu (smallmouth bass), 756 nucleotides long. It is a transcript of the gene hoxa9b, whose product is annotated as homeobox A9b. Gene Ontology annotation, molecular function: RNA polymerase II cis-regulatory region sequence-specific DNA binding; DNA-binding transcription factor activity, RNA polymerase II-specific. Bases 1 to 756 code for a protein of 251 amino acids. Gene Ontology annotation, cellular component: nucleus. Gene Ontology annotation, biological process: anterior/posterior pattern specification; regulation of transcription by RNA polymerase II; DNA-templated transcription. The record is from RefSeq and is a predicted model, not a curated record. The transcript is spliced from 2 exons. Lineage: Eukaryota; Metazoa; Chordata; Actinopteri; Centrarchiformes; Centrarchidae.